Messenger RNA from Nannospalax galili (Upper Galilee mountains blind mole rat), 410 nucleotides. It is a transcript of the gene Thap2, whose product is annotated as THAP domain containing 2. Gene Ontology annotation, cellular component: nucleus. The record is from RefSeq and is a predicted model, not a curated record. Lineage: Eukaryota; Metazoa; Chordata; Mammalia; Rodentia; Spalacidae. Bases 67 to 387 code for a protein of 106 amino acids. The transcript is spliced from 4 exons.
ACAGGACGCUUAGCAGUCAGCGCCACGUAACAGGCGUCAGGAGCACCGAAUGAGGGGUCGGGGGAGAUGCCGACCAAUUGCGCCGCGGCGGGCUGUGCUGCUACCUACAACAAGCAUAUUAACAUCAGCUUCCACAGGUUUCCUUUGGAUCCUAAAAGAAGAAAAGAAUGGAUUCGCCUGGUUAGGCGCAAAAAUUUCGUGCCAGGAAAACACACUUUUCUCUGUUCAAAGCACUUUGAAGCCUCUUGUUUUGACCUAACAGGACAAACUCGACGACUUAAAAUGGAUGCUGUCCCCACUAUUUUUGAUUUUUGUACCCAUAUAAAGUCAAUGAUACCUUUAGAUCAUCAGCAAACAUACACUGCCUGUACCUACUCAAUAACCUAAAGUAAGCUUUCUGGAUUAUGUCA